This is a messenger RNA of Hibiscus syriacus, 1408 nucleotides long. RefSeq names its product F-box protein FBW2-like. The transcript is spliced from 5 exons. Gene Ontology annotation, molecular function: protein binding. NCBI's taxonomy places the organism in Eukaryota, Viridiplantae, Streptophyta, Magnoliopsida, Malvales, Malvaceae. The record is from RefSeq and is a predicted model, not a curated record. Bases 128 to 1132 code for a protein of 334 amino acids.
UCUCUCUCUCUCUCUCCCCCUCUUUGUUAUAUUUCUUUCAGGUUUCUCUCUCUCUAACCUUUGUUUCUGGCGGAUAAACCGGGGUCUUUGCAGAUCCGGGAAAACAAAAUUACCCAUCUUCUGUUUCAUGUUUAGUGAUGCUUUAGCAGGAAGGGAAAACAGGGAUUUGAUGGAAGAGAGUGGCGAUUUCAGAUGCUGGGGCGAAUUGAUUCCGGAUGCCUUGGGGCUGAUUUUCAAGAAUCUUUCGCUUCAGGAAAUACUUACCGUUGUCCCGACGGUGUGCAAAUCAUGGCGGAGGGCGGUUACCGGACCGUACUGCUGGCAGGACGUCGACAUCGAACAAUGGAGCUACCAAUGCCGGCCGGAAACCCUUGAUCGCAUGGUUCAAAUGCUGAUAACUAGAAGCUCCGGUUCACUCCGGAAGUUUUGUGUUAUUGGUCUAGCUAAUGACCAGAGCUUUUCAUUCAUCGCGGAUAAUGCCAAAUCUCUUCAAACUUUACGGCUGCCGAGAAGCGAAAUAAGCAAUUCGAUAGUGGAACAGGUUGCCGGGCGGCUUUCUUCAGUAACUUUCUUGGAUGUUAGUUACUGCAGGAACAUUGGAGCUCCAGCCCUCGAAGCAAUCGGCAAGCACUGUAAGUUACUAACGGGGUUGAGAAGAACAAUGCACCCCUUAGAGGUAAUCGACAAGGUGUCUCAAGAUGAUGAGGCCAUUGCCAUUGCUACAACGAUGCCGAAGCUCAAGCAACUUGAGGUGGCAUACCUGCUCAUUAGCACAGAAGGUGCGCUUAAGGUACUCGAAAACUGCCCCCAGCUUGAAUUAAUGGAUAUCCGAGGAUGUUGGAAUGUGAAGCUAGACGAUAAUUUCAUCAAGAAAUUCUCUCGACUGAGAGUUGUCGGACCUCUUGUUGUCGAUUAUUUGGGGAUGAAAGGCUGCGACGAUUGUUCAAAUUAUUCAGGCUCAUCCGGUUACUUGGCCUGGGACUUUGUUGCCGGGAACGUAGGUUCUGAUUACGACGAUGAGAUAUCAGAUGGGGAUUGGGAAGAUGACCAAAGCAUAGAAGACGUGGAAAUGAGGUUCUACGACGGUUUUGAUUUAGACGACACUGCAUUCGAUUGGCCCCUCUCCCCUUAAACCUUUCCCCCCUAAUCAUAUUUCAUAAUUGGCAUCGACAAACUGUGUCAAAGCAUUUCCACCAAUGCUAGACCUCCAUUAUCGAGUAUGAACAAAGCUUUUCCACGAGUGUCUGUAAUAAAAACCAGUGAUCUGUAGCCAAAAAGGUUCUUUUCCUUUUAAUGUUCAAGUAAUGCCCCUACAAUAAUUGAUACAAUUUCGAUGUGGGAUUGUAGAGAUUGACGUGUUUGCCGACUUCCAUGGAAAUAUCAAAGAAAAUGAUCAGAUUGUGACGGA